Messenger RNA from Saprolegnia parasitica CBS 223.65, 1992 nucleotides. RefSeq lists its product as hypothetical. Gene Ontology annotation, biological process: proteolysis. Lineage: Eukaryota; Oomycota; Saprolegniomycetes; Saprolegniales; Saprolegniaceae. The transcript has 2 exons. The record is from RefSeq and is a predicted model, not a curated record. Gene Ontology annotation, molecular function: serine-type endopeptidase activity. Bases 1 to 1992 code for a protein of 663 amino acids.
AUGAAGGCCUUCCUCAUUCUUGCGACGGCGGCGGCCACGGUCUCGGCCAAGGUCGCGAGCUCGGUCCUCCGCCAGCUCGAAGUCGACGGCAAGUCGGACGUCUUUGUGCGCUUCGCCGACCCGUCCGCGGCCCUCGAAGCCGCGACGCUUGAGAACAAGCCGCUCGAGCGCCAAGAGGUCUUUGACAUCCUCUCGGAGGUCACGACGACGGGCCACAAGAGCAUCGAAGCCGUCACGGCCGGCUACAAGGUCACGCCCACGUGGCUGGUUACGGGCGCGUUCAUCGACGGCGCCGACAAAGACCUCAUCGCCAAGCUCUCGCUGAACAAGGCGAUCAAGUCGGUCGAGCACCUCCCGGACAUUGAGCUCGAGCCGCUUUUGACCAAGGAGAUUGACGCGCCGGCGGCCAACAUCACCAACCAGUGGGGUGUCAACACGGUCGGCGCCCCGGAAGUGUGGAAGAACUUCAACGGCAAGGGCGUUGUCAUUGGCUCGAUCGACACGGGCGCGCGCCACACGCACAACUUGAUCAAGGACUCGUGGCGCGCCGACCGUGGUUGGUACGACCCGUACAACCAGACCGCGCUCCCCGAAGAUCUCGGCGGCCACGGCACCCACACGAUCGGUACCAUGACGGGCAAGGACGGCUACGGUGUCGCACCCGGCGCGCAGUGGAUCGCUUGCCGCGGCCUGUACAUCAAGAGCGGCUCGUCGCAGGCGCUCAUGCAGUGCCUUCAGUUCAUGAUGUGCCCGACGCGCACGGACGGCACGCACCCCGACUGCUCCAAGGGCGCCCACGUCAUCAACAACUCGUGGGGCAGCGCCAAGUUCAACCCGGUGUACGAAGAAGCGGUCGCCGCUCUCCGCAAGGCCGGCAUCACGCCCGUCUUCUCCAACGGCAACAGCGGCCCGGCCUGCGGCACGACGGGCAACCCCGGCACGUACCCCAACGUCAUCUCGGUCGGUGCGAUUGGCUCGUACACGGAUGAGCCGACGAAGCUUGCGUUCUUCUCGUCCAAGGGCCCUGGCACGUAUAUCGAUGCGCACAACGUCCAGCAGACGAUCGUCAAGCCGACCAUCUCGGCGCCCGGCUUCUUUACGCUCUCGGCUUACAACACGGGCGACUCGGCGGUCAAGUACAUGGCCGGUACGUCGAUGGCCGCGCCGCACGUCGCUGGUGUCGUCGCGCUCCUCAAGUCGGCCAAGAUCGACUUGACGUACGAGGAGAUCUACGCCUACUUAACGCAGACCGCCGACCAAAAGAUGCUCGAGGGUGAGCCCAAGGAGUGGGUCGUCCCCAACAACAAGAACGGCACCGACAUCUACCCGGGCGCGCCCAACUGCGGUGGCGUCGACGACACCAAGUGGCCCAACAACCGGUACGGCUACGGCCGCGUCAACGUGGCCAACAUCCUCAAGGACGGCAAGUUUGUCUCGAUCUCGACGCCCGCGCCGACGACCAAGGCGCCGGCCCCCGAGCCCGUGGGUGCCAAGUUCUGCACGUACAAGAAGACGGUGCUCUCCGAGUGGAACAACCAGCUCUUCAUCGACACGAUCAAGAACAACAAGAACGAAGGCUUCGUCAUCGACCUCAAGUACAACAUCAUCCAGUCGGCGAGCUCGGAGGAUGGCUGCUUGUCGCUGAUCAAGGACGCCACCAACACCAACUCGGUCGCGCUGGCCAAGUGCACCGGUGACGCGACGCAGAUCUGGAAAUUUGACACCGUCGCCAAGCGCAUCGUCCACCCGCACAACGGCGAGUGCCUCGACGCGUUCCGGGACGGCGACAAGUUUGGCCUGCAUACGUACGCCUGCGACGCCACCAACGCCAACCAGAAGUGGCUCAUCGACGCGGCUGGUCACAAGAUCAAGCACGCGACGCACAACAACUUGUGCUUGGAUGUGGACCCCACCAACCCGACGCACGCGGCGCAGGUCUGGGAGUGCCAUGACUGGAACACCAACCAGUGGAUCGACGCUGUCGCGUAUUAA